UCCCAGUUUCUGCGAGGAAUUUAGAAAAGUGUGUUUUUUUCUUCAGUGUGUGGAGUCUGAAGGCUGACCCAGACCUGCUGAGCUUCUUCUCCUGUUUAUUAUUCUAUUUUCCUACACAGAGAGCUCAUAUAGUGCCUCACUAUGAAGCUUAUAAGUGAAAAGAAACCUGCCUUCCCCUGGUUCGGCAUGGACAUCGGAGGAACGUUGGUCAAGCUGGUGUACUUUGAGCCCGUAGAUAUCACUGCAGAGGAAGAACAGGAAGAAGUGGAGAACCUCAAGUCCAUCCGCCGCUACCUCACCUCAAACGUGGCCUAUGGUAAGACCGGCGUCCGUGACGUCCACCUGGAGCUGAGGAACCUCACCAUGUGCGGCCGGACGGGGAACCUGCACUUCAUCCGCUUCCCGACGCAGGCCAUGCCCCGGUUCAUCCAGAUGGGACGCGACAAGAACUUCUCCAGCCUGCACACAACGCUCUGCGCCACCGGAGGCGGAGCGUACAAGUUCGAGAACGACUUCAGGACGAUGGCCGACCUGGAGCUGCUGAAGCUGGACGAGCUGGACUGCCUGAUCCGCGGCCUGCUGUUCGUGGACCGGGUGAGCUUCAACGGACACCCAGAGGGCUACUACUUCCAGAACCCGUCAGACACCCAGAGCUGCGUGAAGAAGACCUGCACCCUGGACAACCCUUUCCCCAUGCUGCUGGUCAACAUCGGCUCCGGGGUCUCCAUCCUGGCCGUGUACUCGGAGAACAACUACAAACGGGUGACUGGGACCAGUCUGGGAGGCGGUACGUUCCUCGGCCUUUGCUGCCUGCUGACGGGCUGCGAGACGUUCGAGGAGGCGUUGGAAAUGGCCAGCAAGGGCGACUCCACCAACGUGGACAAGCUGGUGAAGGACAUCUGGGGAGACUACGAGCGCUUCGGCCUGCAGGGCUCUGCCGUCGCAUCCAGUUUUGGUCACAUGAUGAGCAAAGAGAAGCGAGACAGCAUCAGUAAGGAGGACCUGGCCAGAGCCACACUGGUCACCAUCACCAACAACAUAGGAUCCAUAGCACGGAUGUGUGCAGUCAACGAGAAAAUCGAGCGUGUGGUGUUUGUGGGGAACUUCCUUCGCAUCAACACGGUUUCCACUAAGCUGCUGGCCUACGCCAUGGACUUCUGGUCCAAAGGACAACUCCGAGCCCUCUUCCUGGAGCACGAGGGUUAUUUCGGAGCUGUCGGGGCGCUGAUGGAGCUGCUCAAGACAAGCGAGGACCCCUGAAUACAGCAUCACCAACCCUCACCCCCCCCCCCCCCGGACGCUGUGAUGUCAUCGCCUCCCGUCGCUGCUGAAAGGUCCCGUUCCUCCGAGGCCGCUAAAGGAAACACUAAGAGAGAGAGAGGGAUGCAGAAACUGAGAAAAGCCAUUUUAGUAAUUUAACUCUUGUAAAUAACGACGACCUCUAACCUCUC
Anoplopoma fimbria (sablefish) is the source of this 1451-nucleotide messenger RNA. RefSeq names its product pantothenate kinase 1-like. Gene Ontology annotation, cellular component: nucleus; cytosol. The record is from RefSeq and is a predicted model, not a curated record. Lineage: Eukaryota; Metazoa; Chordata; Actinopteri; Perciformes; Anoplopomatidae. Gene Ontology annotation, molecular function: ATP binding; pantothenate kinase activity. Gene Ontology annotation, biological process: coenzyme A biosynthetic process.